Macrosiphum euphorbiae (potato aphid) is the source of this 678-nucleotide messenger RNA. Lineage: Eukaryota; Metazoa; Arthropoda; Insecta; Hemiptera; Aphididae. The record is from the annotation of a GenBank genome assembly.
AUGGCCAACUCGGAGGAAGAGAUGGAUAUUGAGGUACGAGCACCCAGGGGAGAACAAACUAAAAACUUAAGCCAUCGAAAACAAAAGUUUAGAGAUGAAUGGCUUAAUAUGAAAGAGUUCAAAAAUUGGUUAAGACCUGUGAAGGAAAAUCCAUUAAAAGCUCAUUGCUGUUAUUGUCGUUUUGAAAUGGUUUCAGAACUCUCGACGGUAAAAAAACAUAUGAAUAGUAUCAAGCACAAAUCAGCUACUAAAUCAAUAACUGGAACUAAAACCAAUAUGUUUUCUACAAUAAUUCCAAAUAGAAAUAAUGACCAAGCUAUUAAAAGAGCCGAAAUAAAAAUAUGUGGGUUCUUAGCAGAGCAUAACAUAUCUUUUAAUACUAUGGAUCAUUUGACAGACGUUUUAAAAGAAGCUUUUCCCGAUUCUAAAAUUGCUGAAGGUCUUCAUCUCGGUAGAACAAAAAGUACCAACAUAGUAAAACAUGUUAUUGGACAAAAUCAUAAAGAUGAACUAAUAAAUGAUCUUAAAAAUACUAACUUCAGUAUUAUUAUUGAUGAGAGCACGGAUGUAGGAACUGUUAAAACGUUAUGUAUAUGUGUUCGCUAUUUUGACCAUAAAAUUAAUAAAUUAAAAUCAAAAUUUUUUGAUUUGGUUAAAGUAUUCAAGGAUAGUUUCUAA